Puntigrus tetrazona (Sumatra barb) is the source of this 3575-nucleotide messenger RNA. It is a transcript of the gene dusp7, whose product is annotated as dual specificity phosphatase 7. Gene Ontology annotation, cellular component: cytoplasm; cytosol. NCBI's taxonomy places the organism in Eukaryota, Metazoa, Chordata, Actinopteri, Cypriniformes, Cyprinidae. Gene Ontology annotation, molecular function: MAP kinase tyrosine/serine/threonine phosphatase activity; protein tyrosine/threonine phosphatase activity. The transcript has 3 exons. Gene Ontology annotation, biological process: protein dephosphorylation; negative regulation of MAPK cascade. Bases 251 to 1369 code for a protein of 372 amino acids. The record is from RefSeq and is a predicted model, not a curated record.
UCAAACAGGCGUCAGAAGAUGACAAACAGGCGAGCGAUCAUGAGCUGCUCUCUUCCCCCGCGUCCAGCGCGCUCGGCGCGGAUCUGACGGAGCGUUCCCCGCAGCGGCAGCCGCCUCUUAUGGACGCCGAGCGGAGCGAAGCUCGCACCGAAGCAGCAGAGCCAGACCUCUCGACGCGCAUGGAUUUGCCCGCGGGGGAACUUCUUCUCAGCGCCUGAUCGCUCCCACCGCAGCCUCGCCCUCUCUCCCCAUGAAAAACAGCGUCUGGAGCGGCGCGAUGAUGUCGAGCAAAAGCGCGGAAUGGCUGCAGGAGGAGCUGCAGUCCGGCGGCGGGUCGCUGCUGCUGCUCGACUGCCGCUCACACGAGCUCUACGAGUCCUCGCACAUCGAGUCCGCCAUCAACCUGGCCAUCCCGGGGCUCAUGCUGCGCCGCCUGAAGAAGGGCAACCUGCCCAUCCGCUCCAUCAUCCCCAACACCGAGGACAAGGAGCGCUUCGUGCGGCGCUGUAAGACGGACACGGUGCUGCUGUACGACGAGGCGGCGGCGGCGGCGGACUGGCAGGGCUCCGUGCUGGGGCUCCUCAUGCACAAGCUGAGGGACGACGGCUGCAAAGCCUACUACCUGGAAGGAGGAUUUAACAAGUUUCAGACUGAAUACCCAGAGCACUGCGAGACGAACCUGGACUGUUCGUGUCCGAGCAGCUCUCCGCCCGCGUCCGUCCUGGGGCUGGGCGGCCUGCGGAUCAGCUCCGACUGCUCCGAUGGCGAGUCGGACCGGGAGCCGGGCAGCGCCACCGAGUCCGAGGGCAGCCCGCUGCCCAGUAACCAACCAGCAUUCCCAGUCCAGAUCUUACCCUAUCUCUACCUGGGCUGUGCCAAAGACUCCACCAACCUGGACGUUCUGGGCAAGUACAACAUCAAGUACAUCCUGAACGUCACUCCCAACCUGCCCAACAUGUUCGAACACGACGGGGAAUUCAAGUACAAGCAGAUUCCCAUCUCUGAUCACUGGAGCCAAAACUUAUCUCAGUUUUUCCCUGAAGCCAUUUCUUUCAUAGAUGAAGCUCGUUCCAAAAAGUGUGGCAUCUUGGUGCACUGCCUAGCAGGCAUCAGCCGCUCGGUCACCGUCACGGUGGCGUACCUGAUGCAGAAGCUCAACCUGUCGCUCAACGACGCCUACGACUUCGUCAAGCGCAAGAAGUCCAACAUCUCGCCCAACUUCAACUUCAUGGGGCAGCUUUUGGACUUCGAGAGGACACUGGGGCUGAACAGUCCCUGCGACAACCGCUCGACGCCCAACGACCAGCUCUUCUUCACCACGCCCACCAAUCACAACAUGUUCCAGCUGGACACGCUGGAGUCCACAUGAAGGCCAGCAGAGGAUGCUGGGUGGGAGCAGCCACCCUUUGAAUGUUUAUCUCCAAUCUCCAGGGGAGCUUUUGUCCUGGAGGACAGGCCAGCAGCAGCCGCGGCGACGGGAGGGACGGAGGGUGGUUAAGCACACGGGCCCCUCUCACGCCCUCCGGUGGAUUUUAAUGCAGCUUUUCUUGCCUUCAUGGAACAGACUGUUCUUUUUUUGUUUUUUUUUUUUUUUUUCUUUCCUCUCACGGUUUGAUACCCGAGAAGAAACUUGAGACUUUUGCACAGCGCUUGGCUCGAAGAGAAGCAAGCUUUGAUUGCAGAUGCCCUCCCGUCUCGCACCGCGUGGGAUUUUGCUUUUCUACCCGGAGGAGAGCGCAGGGUCGGAUUCGUUCUUGGGGCGAAGGCCGAGAGGUGCGCCACACACGUGUCUAUAUCUUCGUCUCUUUCCUCGGCGCAGAACCAUGUUGUCCAAAGUAGUGACGGUGUUGGCGACACAAACAAACAUUGUGAGCCCUCCCCCUCUUUAUUCUCUCUCUCUCUCUCUCUCUCUCUCUCUCUCUCUCUCUCUCUCUCUCUCGCGUUCGCUCGACGUUUGCAAUGACCUAAUGCGUUUUGCACAGUGGCGAAGCCUUUCUCUUCUUGGCACUUAAAAGCGGUACUCCAACACACACAGAAAGAGACAUUCAGAGGAGCUGCCAGUCCUAGGCUGCGACGAGGCUCCGCAGCUGCGUGGGGCGACGCGCGCACUUAAAGCUCAUUGUUCCUUAACCGCGAGAUCGACAGAUCCACGUUUGUGUCCCGACUUCCGGGCUCGCUCACCUUCUGGCCUUGGCGAUUCUCAUUACAGUAUGAAUAUAUUGUAUUAAUUUCUACGUAAGAGUAUAUCUAUUCACUCGAUGUAUUUGGGCAUGCAAUCCUCUCGAGGCGUGGCACGUCACCGAAUGUUGAGGACUGUUUUUUUAACUACUCUUGUUGCCCCCGGGCAGCAAACAGUGUGUAGCGAGGGCGUUCCUGACCGCAGGAACGAGCGACUGGACCUGAGCGGACGAGUGCUUGAGUUAACAGGGUUGCUUUAAGCUGGCCUUAUAUAACCUUUUUAAUUCUUUCCUACUCUGACUGUUCAAUACUCUCUUUGUAUCUCACUUUAGAAAUCGUUGUAUUACCAAGACGUUUGUUCAUUUUUAAAGAAACCAAUACGUAGUAAUAAUAAUAGACGACUAAUGGUCUUUAACGGGUCAGUCAAGGUUGUAUUUGUUACUCUGCAAUAUACUCAACAACCCUUUGCAGUAUUUUCUAGAAAACGGCCUCGGGUUUUUGACUCCUCUACUUUUGAUACUAGAGAUAUCCACAGAGAUAUAGCUUGAAACGGAGGCAGCUUUUGGCCCGGGGUGUCCGGAGCGCGUCUGGGUGCUGGGCGCUCGCUCGUGUUUCGUCCAAUUCGAUUAAACCCACGGAUUUCCUUACUAUACAAAAUACGUGCUAUAUACUGACUCCUGUGGCCUUUUCUUUUCUCUUUCUCUCUCUCUCUCUUUCAUUAUAUAUAUAAUAUAAUAUAAUAUAAUGUAAUACUCAUCUUGUGCAGAUAUGCAAGAGUCGCUCCCAUUAAUGUAAAUCAUCACGGGUUGAAACGACCCAGACACAAUAACAACACGGCGCUCUCGCAUCACCCCGGGACGGAAGCGCGCUUCAUUUCACGGCUUCUUUAUUUACGUGUACAUCUUGAUUUCGAGCUGCUUUUUGUGGAGGAAUGUUUGUAUCUGUAACCAUGGGAAAGAGAAACCGUUCGUGUUUUUCUGUUCGUAUAUUGCCAGAACACAGGAACAAGGCUUUCUGUGGACGUUUCUUGUAGCUACACAACGGUUCUGCGAAUAAUAACAGUAGGAACGAAAGCGAACAACACACACAGGAACUAGAUGAGCGAAUAAGGAACUGUAUAUCUUACCUCACCGAGGAAUUUUUCAGGGAUUUUUAUUUGACAAUGCGUCGGCAUCGUGUUACAGCUUCAAAUGUCAAAGAGCUGUUUUAUAUGUGCUGUAUACAUUUUUUAAAAGAUACAAUCUAUCUUGUGUGUAUAAUACUGGGCUUGGUAACCGGGCAGUUAAAUUUUCUGGUUUAUGAAGGAUAUAAAAUUGUCCCUAUGUAUUGUAAAGUAUAUGAAAACCAAUACAAGACUUGUUUGUACUGCAAAUAAAUAUUGAAUUAUUUUUUGGUUA